Molecule: messenger RNA, 1903 nt
Organism: Saccoglossus kowalevskii
Lineage: Eukaryota; Metazoa; Hemichordata; Enteropneusta; Harrimaniidae
Product: N-acetylgalactosaminyltransferase 7-like
Biological process (GO): protein O-linked glycosylation
Cellular component (GO): Golgi apparatus
Molecular function (GO): polypeptide N-acetylgalactosaminyltransferase activity
Source: RefSeq, a predicted model, not a curated record
CGACACAGUAGUCAUUAUUAUCGAUUUCCACAGUAUACACUGCAACACUGCGUGGAUCGGAGCAUAUUGCAUCUGGAUUAUCACCACAAUGAGGACGCCAGUUGCCAGGAGGCUCGAUACUUCUCUAAAUUGAUGUAUGUUAAACACUGGGAUCGUAGCUGGCAACCAUGCUGGUCAUCAAGGUAGAUUACAUGUCAUCGUGUACAAACUCUAUUUCGUGAUGAGCAGAACAUGUAUUAAAAACACUACCAUGCGAUUCCGUAAACGACGCUGCAUGUUGUUAUUAAUUAUUAGCCUAGGUUUUGUUUACAUGGCUAGAACAUUAUUGUUGGUUAAUCAAGUGGAUCGCGAUGACGACACGCAUGUACAGUUGAAUGGAGCUGAUAUGCCAAGGAAACCACUUCAGGAUUCUUCCAAUUUUCAUCCAGGAGAAAUUACUAACCAAAUAACAGAUUCCCAUGAUGCAAUGCAACCUACAAAGAGGAAUGGCUCGUAUAGUCCACCACUACUUCUAGAGGGCGCUGUGCUGAGAGACACACAUGGAAACUAUGAACCACAACCCGUACUAAAGCUUGAUGGCCUUGGCGAAAAAGGUGUCGCUGUGAAAUUUGAACAAUCAGAAAAACAAAUGGUGGAUAAAGGAAUUCGUGAAUACUCCUUUAAUCAAUACAUCAGCGACAAAAUUUCGUUAGACAGAGAAAUAAAAGAUCUGCGAGCUUUAGAGUGUAUGUUUUGGCAUUACCCAGUUGAUUUACCCAAAGCCAGUGUUGUGAUUGUGUUUCACAAUGAGGGAUGGUCAACAUUGCUUAGAACAGUACACAGCAUUGUUAGUAGAAGUCCCAUUCAUCUUUUAGAAGAAGUUAUACUUGUUGAUGAUUUCAGUGACAAAGGUAGAAGAAACCAAUUGUCAACUGUCACAUGUCCAAUAGUAGAUGUCAUUGACAAUAUGGAUUUUCGAGUGUACCCACAGGGAGAUGGUAAACUAGCACGUGGUGCAUUUGAUUGGGAGUUUUUUUACAAGCGUGUUCCUAUCACAGAAGAAGAGGUCAAAAGAAGGAAACAUCAAACUGAGCCAUAUAGGUCACCAGUCAUGGCUGGUGGAUUAUUUGCUAUGGAUAAAGAAUAUUUCUUUGAAAUGGGAGCUUAUGACCCAGGACUGCAAAUAUGGGGAGGAGAGAAUUACGAACUAUCAUUUAAGACAUGGAUGUGUGGUGGUGAAUUGUUAUGGGUUCCUUGCUCACAUGUUGGUCAUAUUUAUAGAAUUCAUGGAAGACCACCGUACACAUUCCCGAAUGGUACACUGGGGACGUAUCAACAAAAGAACUAUUUACGUGUAGCUGAAGUUUGGAUGGAUGAAUACAGAGACUAUAUUUACUCAAAAAAUCCGCAUAGUUUAAGUAAAGUAGAUUUUGGUGAUAUCUCCGCUCAGCGCCACUUUAGAAAAGACAACAAAUGUAAAACAUUCCACUGGUUUAUGGAAACGAUUGCUUAUGAUAUAUUGAAAUGGUAUCCACUACCACCAACUAAUCUCUUCUGGGGAGAGAUACAUCCUGUGGAUUCUCCCAACCUUUGCCUGGAUACAAUGGGCAACAAUGAAGGCGGUGGUGUUGGAUUGACUCAUUGUCAUGGCUUAGGUGGAAAUCAGAUGUUUCGUUUGACAUCAGUCAAGGAUUUGAGAGUGGCAGAUUUAUGUGUAACUGGUAAAGAUUCCAAACCUGCAUUAUUUAAAUGCAGUGGACGAAACAAGGCCAAGAUUACCAGAGACUGGUCAUAUAACGAGAUUACAAUGAAGCUCUAUACCAAGUCAAUGCAGCAGUGUCUUGAACACAGAGGUACCAUGGUCAUUAUCUCUCCCUGUGACUCACGAAAGGAUUCACAAAGAUGGGAUUUCAGAGAAGUUUAG